Molecule: messenger RNA, 453 nt
Organism: Rana temporaria (common frog)
Lineage: Eukaryota; Metazoa; Chordata; Amphibia; Anura; Ranidae
Gene: RPS21
Product: ribosomal protein S21
Exons: 6
Coding region: 135-386 (83 amino acids)
Biological process (GO): translation; endonucleolytic cleavage in ITS1 to separate SSU-rRNA from 5.8S rRNA and LSU-rRNA from tricistronic rRNA transcript (SSU-rRNA, 5.8S rRNA, LSU-rRNA); endonucleolytic cleavage to generate mature 3'-end of SSU-rRNA from (SSU-rRNA, 5.8S rRNA, LSU-rRNA)
Cellular component (GO): cytosolic small ribosomal subunit; ribosome
Molecular function (GO): structural constituent of ribosome
Source: RefSeq, a predicted model, not a curated record
AGACGUUCUAGACAUGACCCGGAAAUGUUCCUGGGCCGAUGUAAUAAAGUUCUUCCGGGGGAGGAGCUUCCUUCUCUUUCGUGUCGGCCAUUACAACGAGUGUGAGGUCCUCGUGACUCUAUCCAAGGUGCAAAAUGCAGAACGACGCCGGUGAAUUUGUGGACUUGUACGUCCCCCGUAAAUGUUCUGCCAGCAACAGAAUCAUUUAUGCCAAGGACCACGCUUCUGUCCAGAUGAAUGUCGCAGAGGUCGAUAAGGUGACAGGCAGAGUAAAUGGCCAGUGCAAGACCUACGCUAUCUGCGGCACCAUUCGUAGGAUGGGUGAAUCCAACGAUGCCAUUCUCAGGUUGGCAAAAGCUGAUGGUAUUGUUUCAAAGAACUUUUAAAAGAAGAAACCUUUGAAAUGAACCUUUGUAAAGAAAAAUAAAGUCUUGAGAAAAAGAAAUAAAAAAA